GAUGAUGAUUAUUAUUAUUAUUAUUAUUAUUACCUCCCAAAAGAUGCACAAUUAUACAAUGACAAAGCAUUUAUUUCACUCAUGAGUUUUCUUAUACGGUGAUAAGAUAAUGAUAUUCAUAAUAUUUUAAUCAGAGAGCGAAUAUGUACUUAAUAAAACCAAAUCACCAAAAUACCAUUUUUUAAAUGAAAAUAUUGGAAGUUUAGGUCAUUAUAGAAGCAUAUUGCACAGAUAUAUGAAUUUAAUAAUAACAGCAGUGAAUAACAGUGCCAUCAAUAAACUACAUGUAGAAUAAUUCUAUUAUGAAUCUACAUUCCUUUUUUCUUCCAAAAUAUUAAAGUUUGUGUUUUGUGUGUUUCAGUGUGUGAGUCAGUUCGUUUUCAGAAACCACACACUCCCUACGGUUACCAAAGACGACUAGGACAGUGUCGAGUGGAUAAACACCCGCUGUGUACUGACGAGGACGUGGUGAGUUUAAACUGAUGCUCCAGUAAGUUCAGGCUCCAGUAAGUUCAGUGUUCUUUCUGAGGUAUUUUAUGUUAGAGUAUUUUGUAAGUAUGAGGUAAAAGGUGAAAUGAAUCACCAGAUUCACUCUAUAAAGCUAGAUACAAAUAAUAUUAGCAAUUAGUGUGGAAUAAAUUCUGAAAAUAUGCAACAUAAAUCAUUAAAUUCUCUUCACAUAUAACUAUAUUGUAUUUUCACUUAUAUGCUGUAUUAAAUUUCAUCCUCUAAACCAACAUUAUUUUAAUAAGAAUACCUGCUGAGACUGGAACUGUAUGAAUUACACUCUAGUUGUUCAAUGUUUUAAUUUGUCUGUGUGCAGGAUGUGAAGUGUCCAUCAGGCUGUCGGCUGCAGGGUUUUAUUGACGAGGCAGACGGAGAUGUUUAUAAGCAUCUCAGCAAAAUCUGUGAAAAGAUAAACAAUAUAAAACCGCAUCUUCAUCUACAGAGAUAAAAACGGCUCAGUUCUAUGAAGCGCAAAGGAAGAUUAUCGUCAGAACAUACAUGAAAGAAAUGCGCUAUGCUGGGGUCGCUGAGACGCUCCACAGGAACCUGACACUGCUAUGGGAAAAGUCCACAGAGCUCUCCAGAGAACUACAGAAGUACCACAGACAAGUCGAGAAUCAGAUCAAUGAAAUCCACCAGUUGGAGGUGGACAUUGACAUCAAACUCUGUGCGUGCAAAGGAUCAUGCAAGCAAACCUUUGACCAUGUGCCUGAUCAUGAGAUGUUCAAAUCAAUGCAGGACAAAAUGACCAUGUUCAACUUGAUCACAACACAAAAAACAUUUACCUUGGACAAAAAACUCAAACUGCAACCUGUCCUUCGACCUCGUGUUUCUCUCGCAUACAGAAAAUUACCUUUUGUCCACUCAAAACUGCUCACAAAGUUUGAGGACAUCGAGCAAAAUCAGGUGGUGCUGGAUGAGCUCCAGGAGGAUAUGUGGAAUUCUGAUGGAGGAUCGAAACCAUAAAAAAAUACAUGUGGACUUUUAUCAUGACUUGAACACUGCUGUUUUAUUUUGAUGAAAAACUAAAAAGUCACAUGAAAGUUGUGAAUCUUUUCUCUAGAUGUUUUUAAUAUGCUGUGUUUAAUUUUGCAAGUUCAAUACAGUACAAAUAUAAAAUAAAAUGAGAAUUGUUUAAAUACAUUCUAAAAAAUGCUGCAGCAGCAGGAACUGAAGUAGGAGAAGUAAAUAUCUAGAGCUGUAUUCAGAGAUUUUGUGCACAUUCAGACCCCAGACUUAAGCUCUACUCAGACGCUACUCUGAAUAAUGACUGUGGAAGUGCAGUGAUUUGCAGCGAUUAAUGUGAUCAUUAUAAUGAAAGAUGCAUUUAGAUGCACUUUCUCCUCCUGCCAUUUUAUUAGAGCAACACAAACAGAGUUUGGAAAAAGAAAUCUUUCACCAAAUUUCCCAAAUACUGUCGAUACAGUCGAUUGGGAGGCAGCACGAGAAAACUUAUUCAAAACACCAAUCAUCAGUUAAUUCAUUAUAAAUACUUCCACCGUUUAUACUCGAGAUCUCAGAAAUGUUUCACCAGAAAAGCCGAUCUGAAUCCUUCCUGGAACUUCUGGCCACACUAACAGACAGGAAGCUGGUGUGUGAGUGAGGGAAUGUUCAGAAUUUCUGUGAAUAAUUUGCCUCCACUUUAUCCUAUGUAAUGGGAAGAGAAAUCGCAGUGGACCUGGCUGUAUGUCUACUUAAUGAUUCGAAACUAGCUCUAACAGAAAAACAGGAAGAUAUGGCUUACUGGACUCACAAAAAACAGUUCCUCUCCAUAAUCUUACUGUACUUUGCUCCUAAUUCUGGUUAAAUGAUAUGCAUGAAAUGAGUAACGCGUGAAUACUGACAGGGUUAAAGCCAAAGCCUCUGCUGUAGUAAUAUGGAGACAUGUUGGUAAUGAGAUAGAAGGAAGAUUAAACCCACAAUCAUCUGACCUCCAGUGUUCAUCGUAAUGUAUAAUAUCAUCAUCUUUUACUGUACCACUUUUCUUUGUUCACUUUAUUUAUUGUAAUGUAUUUCAUUUCAUUUUAUUUAUUUACUUAUUUAUUUUUUCAUUUCAUUAUAAAGUUUAUGUAUUGGUUACUAAAUACAAUAAAAAAAAAAAAACUUCUAUACAUUAUAAACGUGUCAUCUGACCUUCCUGGAGGUUUCUUUCCUGCAUUUACAUUCAAAACUGUUAUGAAGCUUCAUUCAUUUCUUCAUAAAGCCAAUCAAGUGGAUGAUCCUUAUGCCGUCAAACUCAUAGAGGUGCUCAGAAAU
Pangasianodon hypophthalmus (striped catfish) is the source of this 2763-nucleotide messenger RNA. Its product is annotated as fibrinogen alpha chain. The record is from RefSeq and is a predicted model, not a curated record. Gene Ontology annotation, biological process: blood coagulation. Lineage: Eukaryota; Metazoa; Chordata; Actinopteri; Siluriformes; Pangasiidae. The transcript has 3 exons. The coding region runs from base 1006 to 1473 and encodes 155 amino acids.